This is a messenger RNA of Gossypium raimondii (Peruvian cotton), 861 nucleotides long. RefSeq lists its product as uncharacterized. Lineage: Eukaryota; Viridiplantae; Streptophyta; Magnoliopsida; Malvales; Malvaceae. The transcript has a single exon. The record is from RefSeq and is a predicted model, not a curated record. Bases 220 to 714 code for a protein of 164 amino acids.
CAUUUAUGAUCAUAGUGGAUGAUCCCCAUGGAUUGCUGUUGGGGAUGCAAGCAUGGUACAAAAUUUCCCUCUUUGUAUAGUAAUUUUGAUUUACUUGUAAAAUGGAGAACUGAUCCACUACGCCACUAUAAAAAUUCAAUCUAACACAAUCAACAACUAUUACAAACGAAUCAUUUUCUUCUCCUUCUUCUUCUUGUAGAAAGCAAACCCUUUUCAUCCAUGGCGUCAAGGAAGCUCCUUUUCGGGUCAAAACCAAGCUAUAUAUACCCAGCCGACGAUGGAAAUGAUGUCAUCAUCAACCAAAACGACGUUUUCGAGUUCGAUGAAGCAGAUGUAUGGAAUAACAAUAAUUCCAAUGAACCCACAACGAAUAUCCAGGAAGGGAAGAAGCCAUUGCCGAGUUUAAGAGCUUGGUCUAAGAAACUUUCGAGAAAGGUGGAAAGUCAUAAGACACCCAAAAUGGCUGUCCCAGCUUCAUUGCCAAUCAACACCCCCGACUGGUCCAAGAUUCUUAAAGCCGAGGACAGGGAACAUGGUUGUGAGGAUGAUGAAGACGGCGGCGACGGGGACGGAAGGGUCCCUCCACAUGAGUACUUGGCGAGGAGAAGAGGGGCUUCGUUUUCAGUUCAGGAAGGAAUUGGAAGGACUUUGAAAGGAAGAGACUUGCGUUGCGUGAGGAAUGCUGUGUGGAAAAAAACAGGGUUUGAAGAUUAAACCAAAAAGAAUACCAGGUUGAUUUCUUUUGAAUUUUCUUGUUUAUUUUGAGGGGAGCUUUUAUUAGUUAGAAAAUGAAUUCAGCAUGAAAUUUGUUACUUUUUCUAUUCCUACUUCUGAUAUAUAAUUAAUUUUAAAUACCAAGAA